This is a messenger RNA of Oryctolagus cuniculus (rabbit), 4934 nucleotides long. It is a transcript of the gene ITPRID2, whose product is annotated as ITPR interacting domain containing 2. Gene Ontology annotation, molecular function: signaling receptor binding. NCBI's taxonomy places the organism in Eukaryota, Metazoa, Chordata, Mammalia, Lagomorpha, Leporidae. The record is from RefSeq and is a predicted model, not a curated record.
AUGAGCCGGCCCCUGGCGGCGUCGGCGGAGGCGGAGGAGGAACUGGAGUGGCAAGUGGCGAGUCGCCGGAGGAAGGCCUGGGCCAAGUGCCGCAGCUCCUGGCAGGCGUCGGAGACGGAGGACCUGUCCACGGAAGCCACGACGCAGGACGAGGACGAGGACGACGAGGAGGACCUGCCCGGCGCGAAGCUGCCGGCGGCCGCCGGCAGAGGAAACGUGCCCAACGAGAAGAUCGCGAUAUGGCUCAAGGACUGCCGUACGCCUUUGGGAGCCUCACUGGAUGAACAAAGCAGUGGUACACUGAAGGGUGUGCUUGUGCGAAAUGGAGGAAGUUUUGAAGAUGAUUUGUCAUUGGGAGCUGAAGCCAACCACCUUCAUGAAAGUGAUGCUCAAAUGGAAAAUUGCAAUAAUAUCUUGGCCAAAGAGAGAAGACUACAGUUUCAUCAGAAGGGGAGAAGUAUGAAUUCCACUGGAUCUGGGAAAAGCAGUGGGACAGUCUCAAGUGUUUCAGAAUUGUUGGAACUUUAUGAGGAAGAUCCAGAAGAAAUUCUUUAUAAUCUUGGAUUUGGACGAGAUGAACCAGAUAUCGCUUCUAAAAUUCCUUCCAGAUUUUUUAAUUCAUCAUCAUUUGCCAGAGGGAUAGACAUUAAAGUAUUUUUGAGUGCUCAAAUGCAACGGAUGGAAGUAGAGAACCCCAAUUAUGCUUUAACAAGCCGUUUUCGCCAAAUCGAAGUACUUACUACUGUGGCCAAUGCGUUUUCUUCUUUAUAUUCUCAAGUCUCUGGGACUCCCCUGCAGAGGAUCGGAAGUAUGUCCUCAGUGACCUCUAACAAAGAGGCAGACUCACCUCCUCCUUUAACUCGAAGUAACACUGCAAAUCGCUUAAUCAAAACACUAUCAAAACUGAAUUUGUGUGUUGAUAAAACAGAGAAAGGAGAAAGUAGUAGUCUUUCUCCAGCAAUUGAAAAGGGAAAAAUUCUAGAUGUUUCAAUGAUUGAAGACAGUGGCAAUAAAAAUGAUCAAAAGUCUCAAAAAAUCAUAAAGAAGAAAGACUCGUCUUCUAUGUUGGCUACAGUCAAAGAAGAAGGCUCAGGUUGUUCAGCAAGUGCUCUAGAGAAUGCAGACACUGAUAGACUUUCUGAUGAAGCAAGUGGUAAUUUUCACCAAGAAACUGAAAGUGAACCAAGUAAAGAAACUCAGAGUCAUAAGAGUAAACUGGGUGAGGUGUCUGGCCUUCUAGAAUCUGAUUUAGGAAGUGAUAUCAACAUAUCCAGCCACGGUGUGUUAGAAAAUAGCAGUGAGCUGAGAAACGUUCAUGUGUCCACACCUGAAAAAGAGCCCUGUGCACCGCUCACAAUCCCUUCCAUAAGGAACAUACUGACACAGCAGAAGGACUCCUUUGAAAUGGAGGAGGUUCAAAGCACAGAGGGAGAAGCUCCUCACAUUCCAGCCACUUACCAGCUAGGCCUUGCCAAGUCAAAAAGAGAUCAUCUAUUACGUACUGCAAGUCAGCAUUCUGAUAGCAGUGGUUUUGCUGAAGAUUCUACAGAUUGUCUCUCACUUAAUCAUCUUCAGGUUCAUGAGUCCUUGCAAGCCAUGGGGAGUAGCGCUGAUAGUUGUGACAGUGAGACAACAGUCACAUCAUUUGGUGAAGACCUUGUUACACCAACAGCACAAGAUCAACCUUAUUUUAAUGAAUCAGAGGAGGAGUCUCUCAGCCUUCUUCAGAAAGGAAGAGUGAAGGCUGCACCAAAAGCUGACAAAAGGCAGUCAGAUGGCCAGGAUUUGGCUCAGCAUGAGACUGUUGAAGACACAGAAAACAAACAGUCCACCUGCAGCCCAGGGGAUCACGUCACUGAAAUUGAAGAGGAUUUGUCUCCAGCACAGACAGUAGAGUUGCCGAGGGAAGCCAGUGCUGAAAGUGAUUUGGAUAAAAGCAGUGAAUGUGAAUUCACUCAGUAUACCACACACCAUAUCCUGAAAUCACUGGCAUCUAUUGAAGCUACUACAUGCAGUGAGAUGAGCUCUGAAAAUAAGGUGGAACCUCCCUCUUCUGUGGACAGAGUUCAUACAGCCUUGCAGAGAGCUCAAAUGAAGGUUUGCAGUCUGUCUAAUCAAAGGGUAGGGCGUAGCCUCAUAAAAUCAAAGGAUCUGUUAAAACAAAAAUAUUUAUUUGCAAAAGCUGGCUAUCCUCUGAGGAGGUCUCAGUCUUUACCAACCACGUUACUGAGCCCAGUUAGGGUUGUGUCCUCUGUCAAUGUCCGGUUGUCUCCUGGAAAAGAGACUAGAUGCAGCCCACCUUCCUUCACCUAUAAGUACACACCUGAAGACGAGCAGGAAUUGGAAACAGGGGCUGUUGAGCGUGACGGUCAGUCUUUAGUUAAAUCCACCAUUUUCAUCUCUCCAUCAUGUGUGAAGAAAGAAGAAGCUGCCCCUAGUGAGAUGACCCAGCUGGAGGAAUGCCAUCCUAGAAGGACUGCUGCUGGUUUACACUUUGCUCCAGCACCCAUCUCUCAGUCCACCUGCUCCCUUCACUCUGUGCACUCAGAGUGGCAGGAGAGGCCCCUGUGUGAGCACAUGAGAACUCUGAGCACUCACAGUGUUCCCAACAUCUCAGGUGCCACCUGUAGUGCCUUCACUUGCCCUUUCGGGUGUCCUUACUCACAAAGACAUGCUGCCUACCCUCACCGAGUGUGCUCUGCGAAUCCUCCUUCUGCCAUCGAAAUGCAACUGCGAAGAGUGUUGCAUGAUAUUAGGAACUCACUGCAGAAUCUUUCCCAGUACCCUAUGAUGAGAGGACCUGAUUUUGUUGCUGCUCCAUAUAGUACUCAGAAAUCAUCUGUUCUACCUCUUUAUGAAAAUACUUUGCAGGAGCUCCAAGUAAUGAGGCGGAGCCUGAAUUUGUUUAGAACACAAAUGAUGGAUUUAGAGUUGGCAAUGCUGCGUCAGCAAUCCAUGGUUUAUCAUCAUAUGACUGAGGAGGAAAGGUAUGAAGUUGAUCAGCUCCAAAGUUUGCGAAAUUCAGUUCGUAUGGAGCUUCAGGAGCUGGAACUGCAGCUGGAGGAGCGCCUGCUGGGCCUGGAUGAGCAGCUGCGCGCAGUGCGGGUGUCCUCACCUUUCCGCUCCUCGGCACUUGUGGGAAUGUGUGGCAGUAGAAGUGCUGAUAACUUGUCAUGCCCUUCUCCAUUGAAUGUAAUGGAACCAGUCACUGAACUGAUACGGGAACAGUCAUACCUGAAGUCUGAAUUGGGCCUGGGGCUUGCAGAAAUGGGAUUUGAACUUCCUCCUGGAGAAAGCUCAGAAUCUGUUUUUUCUCAAGCAACAUCAGAGUCAUCUUCUGUGUGUUCUGGUCCCUCUCAUGCUCACAGAAGAAUUGCAAUACCUCCUAGUGACUCAGUAGGCAGACCUAAAACUCAGUUAGUGGCAAGAAAGAAAGUCUUCCGAGCAUCAGUGGCCUUAACACCCACUGCUCCCUCUAGAACAGGUUCUGUGCAGACGCCACCAGACCUGGAAACUUCCGAGGAAAUUGGAGCAGCUGAAGAAAUCUCAGAAGUUGUUGGAAUUAAAUCUGAAGUGGAAGAAGAGCAAGGACAACUCCCGUCGAGGCCAGCUGCUGAGGAAGUGCAUAAAAAUGUAGAGCAGGAUGAAUUGCAGCAAGUUAUACGGGAGAUUAAAGAGUCUAUUGUUGGGGAAAUCAGACGGGAAAUUGUAAGCGGACUUUUGGCAGCAGUAUCUUCAAGUAAAGCAUCUAAUUCUAAACAAGAUAGUCAUUAAAUGGAAUUAUAGGUUAGCGUGGACCCUGUUGGCUGUGUGAUUUUGGAGCUGUUGACCAUGUACACUGUGGAGAAGUUACUUGUGCUUCAGAAGACACUUGCUGCUGAGUGGGGCUACUGUAGACAGUGUACCAGGUGUAUCUUCUCUGCAUAUUCUUUAAAACAUAUAGAAACUUAGGCACUUUGCUGACUAUUUUCUAAACUUUCAAAAGCAGUUUGUAACCUAAUAUUUAUUUCUAUGUUAACAUUUUUCCAAUUGAUUCCCUAUGUAGAAUUAAUUAUAAAACUUGAAUACUUCCAGAUUUAAUCCACUUAUAAAUAACAUAUUUCUUCAGACUAGCUUCUUAAAACACUGACCUCUGUGAGGUAUGUACUGUGCAAUAACUGAUUCAUUUUUUUGAGAGCUUGAAGCAACCAAUGAUUUUCCCUCCACUGCUGUUUGUUAGUGUCACUUCCAAGAAGAAAAACUGUUCUGUUGUACAAAUUACUCUGAAUUCUUGGGGAGGUUACUAAUAGCAGUAGGAUAGAAUUAUAUGAGGUUACCUAUAACUACUUAAUGUUCUUACACUGUAAACCUUGUUACUUUAUCCAAGACAAAUGUAAUUUUAUUAUAGCUUAUGUAGUAUUUUUGUUUUGGAAAAAUGUGCCUUAUGUUAAACACUAUGUACCUUUUGCAUUGUCCAGACUUCUUUAUUCUAAGAACAUGUUUCUUCUACUGUGUUGUAGACUAAGUAGUAGAAUUUCAUCAAAAUAAUGGGGCCUAUGACUUGAAUGGAUAGAAUUGAAUAAGCUGGUUUUGUUUUUGUCAAAAUGGAAGUAAUUUAGAUUUGUUCUCCUUAUACAUAAAUGCAUAAAUGGUUUUAAUUCAAGUUUUAACCAAUGAAAACUGUUUUUUUGAAAAAAGGAAAGUGGUUUCCUAUUUGGUUUUGUAUGUGUUAAAUAAAUGUGUAAAAUAACUAAAUGUUAUUGGAAUUCUUCUUUUAGAAUUUAUGAUUUCCAACUAUUGUCUCUUUUUGUGUGACACUUUAAUCAAAAGUGGUUGAGAUGUUAACAGGUUCUUUGAAAGAAUAUCUAAAAGGUUUAUAAAUGUUUGAAAUACCACUCAAAAGCUGAUUUCUAAAAAAAACCAAUUUAAAACAAUAAAGUAUUUAUUUUGCCUAA